CUCCUCUUCGCUGAGUAUAGCAGUCAGACCUGAGCUUUUGCAUUAAACAAAGAGGAAACCCCAAAGCACACAGACUCGGUUCCCUGUAGCUUUUUCCCCGCCGGGGUUUUGUGCAAAUAUGGUGAAGCUGUCUUUUAACUCGGCUCUAGCCCAGAAAGACGCCAAGAAGGAAGAAGAGAACAGCGAAGUGCUUAUAAUUCCUGAGACCAAGGAGCAAGAAGAUGUUGUGCCACUUGGACAAAGACGUGCUUGGUGCUGGUGUAUGUGCUUUGGUUUAGCUUUUAUGCUUGCAGGAAUAGUCCUUGGCGGUGCUUACCUUUACAAAUAUUUUGCUCUUCAGCGUGGUGUUUACUUCUGCGGAAUAAGAUAUGUUGAGGAUGAAUACUCAGUAAGUGAGCCUUUUGAAGAGAACCCUGUUGCUUACCACUCAUUUCAAGAGCGAAUCCAGAUUCUGGAAGAUGAUAAUGUUGCGCUUAUCAAUGUACCUGUUCCUGAAUUUGCCGACAGUGACCCUGCUGACAUUGUUCAUGACUUUCACAGGAAAUUGACUGCCUACCUUGAUCUGAGUUUGAAUAAAUGCUACGUCAUUCCUCUGAAUACUUCCAUUGUUAUGCCACCCAAGAAUUUCUUGGAAUUGCUCAUCAACAUUAAGGCUGGAACAUACCUUCCUCAGUCUUACUUGAUUCAUGAACAAAUGGUAGUUACUGAUCGCAUUGAGAAUGUUGAUCAGUUGGGAUUCUUUAUCUAUCGCCUGUGUCAUGACAAGGAGACCUACAAACUCCAGCAUAAACCAACCACUAGAGGAAUUCAGAAACGUGAAGCUGAAAACUGCCGCACGAUUCUUCACUUCGAGAAUAAGUUUGCUAUGAAGACUACUAUUUGCGAGCAAUAAAAGGAUAAACAAUCAAAAACGUGAACAUGUCUUCUACCAUUUUAACAGUAUAGCCCCUACCCUUUUGUUGUGUGCAGUAAUUUUUUUUAAGGAAGGGUUUUGUUAUUAGUAGCCAGGCCUUAGCAUCCAUUUUGAAACUUUUAUCUUAUACAAUACCAACAAUAGUUUCUUAAGCAUUUCUUCUCCUCUCCAUUGUUUCAGUUGUUAAGUGUGGUAUUUUAUUUUUUAAUAUAUAAGUGAGUAAAUAAUGGAUGGAUGAGAUUUUCCAGUGAGAUGGGCUUCUAAGCUUUCUAACUAGUGUAAUCCCUAUGAGGGAUGCUAAUGUUUAAGGUCACAUUGAACUCACUGCAUUUUGUUUUAUAAAAUCUAGUUAUUCCAUAACACUGCUUACACCAGCUAUAGCAAACUAUAUGCAUUCCUUUGUCUGAAAGCCUGUUUAAUAUUUGCAUGUUCAGUCACCUUAAAGACCUACAUUUAAUGUUUUUUUUUUUUUUUAAACUAGAAACAUAUAAAAACAUGUUUCCGUAGAGCUCAGGGCUAAAAUAAAAGGCAAGACAACUAGAAUGGUAUUGAACACAUAAGUAGAAAUAAAGUUAAAUAGAUCUACUAUGAAACAUAGAUAAACUAUUAAAAACUUUGUUGUAGAAUUGAGAUUUUUUUUUUUUUUUGUAUGAGGAUGCAAGUGCUUUAUAAAAGGCAUUGUUUACUUUGUCAUUUUAUAAACUGUAGAGGAGACUCGCACAAAAGAGCAAUAGCUAUAAUCCUAUCAUUUUGAUUUGGGCGGGAUCACAAUUAUCACAUUUCUGCAGGUCAGAAGCCACAAAAGUAAAAUACCCAUUUUGUGGUAAAUUGUAAAAAGAACAUUGGCACAAACCUGCAAGAAAUCUGCUAGAUCAGAAUAAUAAUAACAAAUUGGGUAUUGUUUGACUUUUUGAUCCCAUUCAAGUUUUUAACUACAAAUAAUUACAGUUGCUUAACUAACUAUUAAUAAUUAGCAUGCUUAAUAUUAAAAGCCCUCUAUGACUUUAGCUUUGUCAUGGGUUGUAAAUGUGUUCAGAGUUCACAAGCCGAAGUCUGAGACACUACACAAAGACCACACAUUAUCUGGCAGCAGGUAUUGGCAGCAAUAAUUGUUUUGCCUGUAUGCAUUGCAGUGGAUUACAGCUAAAUUACAGCCAUGUAGUUUAAAAACACCAUGUUUUUUUUUGUUUUGUUUUUUUUUAAAUCCCUUACAUACAUGAACAAAUUGAGGCAUAAAUUAGCUUUUUCCCUCCUGAAAGAACCUGCUAGUGUUGGCUAGUGACCUGCGUUCCAGCUCUGCUGAAUGGUAAUCGUUUUAAAGUCAAAACUACUAAAAAGAAGUGCAAUUUUUUUUAAGCUUUUCUUACAUCGGCUUUAGAUUCUGACUCACUUUGAUGGUUUGGGAUGUCCUCACCUCUUAAUAUUUAAAGCAAGUGGAAAUAAUAAAUUAGGCAGUAACGUGUGUUACUAAUUUGUAUAUAAUCGUACUUGUAAAGGAAUAAAUCUUACACAAACUGUUUAA
This is a messenger RNA of Bombina bombina (fire-bellied toad), 2435 nucleotides long. It is a transcript of the gene ITM2B, whose product is annotated as integral membrane protein 2B. Gene Ontology annotation, cellular component: Golgi apparatus; extracellular exosome; plasma membrane. Gene Ontology annotation, biological process: negative regulation of amyloid precursor protein biosynthetic process. NCBI's taxonomy places the organism in Eukaryota, Metazoa, Chordata, Amphibia, Anura, Bombinatoridae. The transcript is spliced from 6 exons. Gene Ontology annotation, molecular function: amyloid-beta binding. The coding region runs from base 119 to 892 and encodes 257 amino acids. The record is from RefSeq and is a predicted model, not a curated record.